GCCGCACCUGGAGGCAGCGCGCCCGUCGAAGAGGCAGCGGCUGGGGAGCGCGGCGGGGCGGCUCCGCCCAGGGCAGCCCGGGCUGAGCGCACCUGCGCCGGGCUCAGCUGGGAAGGCGUGCUGGACGUUCUCAAUGAGCUCCGAGACCUACAGAAGAAACAGCUGCAAGGAUCCGAUCUGCUAGCUGUGAAAAAAGCCUCCGAUACGCUGUAGGGCCAAGGAGCGAGCUCUACCUUCUCUAGCUCUCAGCCCCAGUAAUCAAGGUUUCAGUGAACUUCACUGGAGCUCCCAGUGGGGGAUCUUGUCCCCUGUCCUGACUUUUGUGCUGCACAUUGGAUCUGGGUCUACCGGUUCCUUUUCUCUUCGAGUGGCCACAUGAAGGAAGAAAUUACCUUUCUGAACUAAGACAAAAGAAGACUAAGAAGAUGAUGCCUACAAAGAAUAAUAAUAAAAGUUUAAAGCAGAUGUAAUCUAUAAGAUGAAAGAUUAGACAGGAAUCAUGGCAUGCAUUAUCAAUAAUCAUAACAUACCCAUUCAAAGAUUUCAUUCACCCCCCAGUUACUCAGCACCUGCUAGGAUACAAGUGCUGAGAUAGGUCCUGGGAAUUCAGAGUAUGAUAUUGUCUCAAGGAAUUUACAGUCUAGAAGAGUAGAUUAAUGAUUCUAUUAGAAUAGAAGAAUGGAAGAGUAUACAAAGUAACAUGCAUAGGCCCAUUUCAUAAAGGAUUGUAAGUGAGGGGAGACUUCACAGAGAAGCGGAAGACAGAACAAGGGUUUGGAAGAUAGAAUGAUUAGGCUGUGGGGAAAAUGGAAGGAGUGAAGGGAAAGAAACAACAUCUCUUAUUAGAAUGAAUUGAAACUCUAGAUGGGCACAGAGGCGUAAAGCAGCAUGGUAUGUUGUCUGGAUGACAAAUGGUUUUAUAAUGAUGUCAUGUAAUGAUCUGGAGGAGUUAGGGCAGGUGGAAGCCAGUGGUAAGGUUUUGAUGUGUCGAACUCCACUCACACAUCAUCCCAGUCAUUCUUGUAUUUUGAUGAGUUCCUAGAGUGGCCCUAAAGAGCUGGAUGAGAGGUGGCCAACCCACCUUGCUAGUCUGAAACAAAAAACGUAUAAUCUUUAUUUCUCGGGUUCUGCAAUAUUCUCUUUCUCCAGAUUUACCAUUUCUUAGUUCAUAUGAGCUGCUAUAACAAAAUGCUACAGACAGAAAUUUCGAAACAAUAGAAAUUUAUUUCUCACAGUUCUGGAGUCUGGGAAGUCCAGGAACAAGGCACCAGCUGUAACACUCAGGAAAUGCUUGUCUCCUGCUAUUAAUGAAUGAUUUCAGAGUACUAUGGAUCAUGCUGAAGAAAAUGAAAUCCUUGCAGCAACCCAGAGGUACUAUGUGGAAAGGCCUAUCUUUAGUCAUCCGGUCCUCCAGGAAAGACUACACACUAAGGACAAGGUUCCAGAUUCCAUUGCGGAUAAGCUGAAACAGGCAUUCACAUGUACUCCUAAAAAAAUAAGAAAUAUCAUUUAUAUGUUCCUACCCAUAACUAAAUGGCUGCCAGCAUACAAAUUCAAGGAAUAUGUGUUGGGUGACUUGGUCUCAGGCAUAAGCACAGGGGUGCUUCAGCUUCCUCAAGGCUUAGCCUUUGCAAUGCUGGCAGCUGUGCCUCCGAUAUUCGGCCUGUACUCUUCAUUUUAUCCUGUUAUCAUGUAUUGUUUUUUUGGAACCUCCAGACACAUAUCAAUAGGUCCUUUUGCUGUUAUUAGCCUGAUGAUUGGUGGUGUGGCUGUUCGAUUAGUACCAGAUGAUAUAGUCAUUCCAGGAGGAGUAAAUGCAACCAAUGGCACAGAGGCCAGAGAUGCCUUGAGAGUGAAAGUCGCCAUGUCUGUGACCUUACUUUCAGGAAUCAUUCAGUUUUGCCUAGGUGUCUGUAGGUUUGGAUUUGUGGCCAUAUAUCUCACAGAGCCUCUGGUCCGUGGGUUUACCACUGCAGCAGCUGUGCAUGUCUUCACCUCCAUGUUAAAAUAUCUGUUUGGAGUUAAAACAAAGCGGUACAGUGGAAUCUUUUCAGUCGUGUAUAGUACAGUUGCUGUGUUGCAGAAUGUUAAAAACCUCAACGUGUGUUCCCUAGGCGUCGGGCUGAUGGUUUUUGGUUUGCUGUUGGGUGGCAAGGAGUUUAAUGAGAGAUUUAAAGAGAAAUUGCCGGCGCCUAUUCCUUUAGAGUUCUUUGCGGUGGUAAUGGGAACUGGCAUUUCAGCUGGGUUUAACUUGAAAGAAUCAUACAAUGUGGAUGUCGUUGGAACACUUCCUCUAGGGCUGCUACCUCCAGCCAAUCCGGACACCAGCCUCUUCCACCUUGUGUACGUAGAUGCCAUUGCCAUAGCCAUCGUUGGAUUUUCAGUGACCAUCUCCAUGGCCAAGACCUUAGCAAAUAAACAUGGCUACCAGGUUGACGGCAAUCAGGAGCUCAUUGCCCUGGGACUGUGCAAUUCCAUUGGCUCACUCUUCCAGACCUUUUCAAUUUCAUGCUCCUUGUCUCGAAGCCUUGUUCAGGAGGGAACUGGUGGGAAGACACAGCUUGCAGGUUGUUUGGCCUCAUUAAUGAUUCUGCUGGUCAUAUUAGCAACUGGAUUCCUCUUUGAAUCAUUGCCCCAGGCUGUGCUGUCCGCCAUUGUGAUUGUCAACCUGAAGGGAAUGUUUAUGCAGUUCUCAGAUCUCCCCUUUUUCUGGAGAACCAGCAAAAUAGAGCUGACCAUCUGGCUUACCACUUUUGUGUCCUCCUUGUUCCUGGGAUUGGACUAUGGUUUGAUCACCGCUGUGAUCAUUGCUCUGCUGACUGUGAUUUACAGAACACAGAGUCCGAGCUACAAAGUCCUUGGACAGCUUCCUGAAACUGAUGUGUAUAUUGAUAUAGACGCAUAUGAGGAGGUGAAAGAAAUUCCUGGAAUAAAAAUAUUUCAAAUAAAUGCACCAAUUUACUAUGCAAAUAGUGACUUGUAUAGCAAUGCAUUAAAACGAAAGACUGGAGUGAACCCAGCAGUCAUCAUGGGAGCAAGGAGAAAGGCCAUGCGGAAGUAUGCUAAGGAAGUCGGAAAUGCAAAUAUGGCCAACGCGACUGUUGUCAAAGCGGAUGCACAAGUAGAUGGAGAAGAUGCUACCAAGCCGGAAGAAGAGGAUGGUGAAGUAAAAUAUCCCCCAAUAGUGAUCAAAAGCACAUUUCCUGAGGAAAUGCAAAGAUUUAUGCCCCCAGGGGAUAACAUCCACACUGUCAUUUUGGAUUUCACUCAAGUCAAUUUUAUUGAUUCUGUUGGAGUGAAAACUCUGGCAGGGAUUGUAAAAGAAUAUGGAGACGUUGGUAUAUAUGUAUACUUAGCAGGAUGCAGUGCACAAGUUGUGAAUGACCUCACUCGGAAUAGAUUUUUUGAAAAUCCUGCCCUAUGGGAGCUGCUGUUCCACAGCAUUCAUGAUGCGGUUUUAGGCAGCCAACGUAGAGAGGCACUUGCUGAACAGGAAGCCUCGGCUGCCCCUCCCCAGGAGGACUUGGAGCCCAAUGCCACUCCUGCCACUCCUGAGGCAUAGAUGAGGACCUCACCCUAGGAUGGGGUUAUAAGCCUCUCGUGAAGUUCAUAAUUUACACGUUUUAAAUACUAGACACUAGAUUUUUUUUUUCCUAAGGGUAAAUACUAGUAGUCGAGGCUUGAUUUGGAGGGUGAAUGACACCUAGCAAGAUGUAUCGUACUUGUGUUUUUUUAAUUGAAUAUUUCAAAGAUAAAUUGGCCUGUUGCCUGCAUUUAUUAUGGAGAGGCAUUUCUGCUACAUUUUAGUAUUAUCUUUGUAAGCUAAGCACUGAAAAAUUUAUUUCAGUUAAGUACUUUUAACCUAUGAAUAGGAUAUGCUGUCGCCAGAUAAUUAGUGGUUCUUUGUUUUUGUACUUGUUGGUCUACAGACUGUCUAUAAUUAGUUAUGUAACAGAAGAAAGAAACUGCAAUUUUCUAGAAGUUCUUGUUUUAAAAUAACCUUUUAUUUAUUAUAGAAGCAAUAUAAAUGCAUUGAGGACAUUUUUGAAAAAAUAGACAAGCAAAAAUAAGAAGAUAAAACAUUGUAUUUCCACCAGAGAUUACCACUGUUAACAUCUUAAUGUCCUUCCAGAUCUUUUUCCAUGCAUAUACAUUUACAUUUUUCACCAAAGACAGACCACAUCUAUAGUGUUUUAUAACCGAUUUUUCUUUAAUCAACAAUCUCCACUUUCUCAUUCCAGCACAUUUUUUUGCCUUAGACAAUAUUUAAAUUUCCCCAAUUGUCCCCAAAUUUGCAGUUGGUUUGUGCAAACUGAUAUUCAUUCUAUGACCUUACAUUGCAACUGGUCAUGUCCUUUAAAGUCCCUUACGUCUAUUUUAAUCUAGCACGGUUCCUUUUUUAUGACAUUGACUUGUUAAAGAGACUGGGGCAGCUGUCCUAUAGAAUCCUGUCUUGUGAAUUUGCCUAGUUGCUUUUUCAUGGUGUUGUUUAACUUAUUUUUAUAUUGCCUUUACUACCUGCAAUCUGAAAGUUAUAUCUAAAGCCUUUAUAGAUUCAAAUUAGAGCAUUUUGUGCUAGAUUAUAUCAUAGAUAAGAUACAUGCUUCAUAUCGCAUCACUUCAGAAAACAUGUAAUAGCUAAUUGAUGUACCAUUAACUAAUCUAGUGAUCUAAGCUAGAUGAGUGGAUCAGCAUGAGUCUGAUCCUCCAGUUAGAUUUUCCCCUUUGUGACUACAGACUUAUCUGUGUGGUAUUCCUUUGGCAUUGAAUGAAUGUCCAGUCCCCCACUAGCCAUUUACCAGGAGUUUUAACAUUGGGUGGUAAUUCUUUGCUAAAUCAUUAACUUUAUUAAGGUUUGUGAGUAGGUUGUCUAGUUCUUUCAUUUCUUCUGCAUUUAUUAGUUGAUUGUUCUAUGUGAACUAUAACUUUCCCUUCUCCACUUGAGCUGUUGGUCAUCCUUACCCACCUAUAGUUCUACUAGCAGGGCAGGUUGAAUGCUUUAUUAUUUUCAUUUAAUUAUGAACUUCAAAGUAAAUAACUGGUUUAUUAGAUGGUGACAAAUUAGUGGGGUUUUUUUAGAGUUCCCUUUUCUGGUGUGAUGGUGGUCUUGUGAAUUUUGAAAGUUUUAAUGGGUUUCAAUCCAUUAUGUUCUUUUUGAUGCUCAAAGUGUCAUGACCGUGGCCAGUAUAAGUCCUUAAAAGCUUUGUUAUUGUUGCUACGCAUGAAGUAGCAUUAAAGACCAUGUUUUUAAGAAAACUAACCCCCAGGUGUAACUUAAAUCUUCCUUAGAAGUUCAUAACAACUAUCAGUUCAUUACACAUCAAACUCAAUGUUCAGCCUAGGAAUAAGCAUAAUGCUCAUCAUACUCAUUCCACAGAAACAAGGAAUGUCAAAGGUUGGAGGAGGAUACCUUUAAACCAAUUUGUCACUUUCAGUUGUUUGUAACUAUCAGCUCACUAUAAAUCAAAGCAUAGGUAUUAGCCAACCUGUCUAAAGCCUCCUCUGCUAAGAGUUCCUGCUGAUAGUGAGUUUGUUCUUUCUUUAAUAUGUUGUCUUAUUGACAUCUUGUUAUAGUUUUCAUGAAUAAGAUACUGCCAGGAGAAAGUAGUCAGAUCCCAGUGGAAUUGUUAGCAUGGCCUACUUGCAACCAAACCCUGUGUAUGUGUUCAAGUUAACUCCUAUCAGGUUUCUCACUGUCUUUACUAAUUUAAUUCAAAAUAAACUCCUCCUUUUAAUCAAAACUUUAGCUAAUUCUAGAGUGGAAUUUAGAUUUGCUUAGUUAUUUCCUUUGCAAUCAUCACAUGAGAUCAGAUACAUCUGCAUUCUGAUGCAGACUGCCUUCUGAAAGAGCAUGUAGUUGUAGAACUUCAGCUUACACUAGAAACUUUUGUAAAAGAGCCCAUAUCAUUUCAGCCAUUUAAGUAGAAUUUAAGGAUUUUAAACUAUGUUAAAAUACUUUGGCCGGGCGCAGUGGCUCACACCUGUAAUCCCAAUACUUUGGGAGGUCGA
Cercocebus atys (sooty mangabey) is the source of this 6009-nucleotide messenger RNA. It is a transcript of the gene SLC26A5, whose product is annotated as solute carrier family 26 (anion exchanger), member 5. Gene Ontology annotation, cellular component: membrane. Bases 1328 to 3562 code for a protein of 744 amino acids. NCBI's taxonomy places the organism in Eukaryota, Metazoa, Chordata, Mammalia, Primates, Cercopithecidae. The transcript is spliced from 22 exons. The record is from RefSeq and is a predicted model, not a curated record. Gene Ontology annotation, biological process: transmembrane transport. Gene Ontology annotation, molecular function: secondary active sulfate transmembrane transporter activity; bicarbonate transmembrane transporter activity; oxalate transmembrane transporter activity.